Monomorium pharaonis (pharaoh ant) is the source of this 2164-nucleotide messenger RNA. Its product is annotated as homocysteine S-methyltransferase YbgG. Gene Ontology annotation, molecular function: zinc ion binding; S-adenosylmethionine-homocysteine S-methyltransferase activity. Gene Ontology annotation, biological process: S-methylmethionine cycle. The transcript has 2 exons. NCBI's taxonomy places the organism in Eukaryota, Metazoa, Arthropoda, Insecta, Hymenoptera, Formicidae. The coding region runs from base 265 to 1233 and encodes 322 amino acids. The record is from RefSeq and is a predicted model, not a curated record.
CUCAGGUUCCUCUCUGGUACAACACAUACAAACAAUACAUGCUGCCAAUACUGCCAAGCAAGAAAUCAAAACUCUCGUUUAUUCUACUCUUUCUACUUAUGUUAUCUGCUUCCGCUGCCUGCUAUGGGCACGAAAAUUAGCCCGGUCAUGCAGCGUACGCAAACACGUAGAGAAGCAUGUGUUUAGAUUUGUUUCUGCAGACUUCUAUCACUUGCUAUUUUGUAAGAUCUACCGUGACUCGCUAACUAGUUACUGUUAGCGAUAAUGAUGAAGAACAGUUACGUGAAGGUCCUGGACGGUGGCUUCUCUGGACAGUUGUCACGUCAUGUAGGUACCAAGAUCGAUGGUGAUCCGUUAUGGACAGCACGAUUCCUCAAAACCGAUGUGAACGCUAUAUACGCUACGCACUUGGACUUCUUGCGCUCUGGUGCCGAUAUUAUCGAAACCAACACCUAUCAAGCGUCCGUACCUGGCAUGAUGAGAUAUUUGAAUAUAAGUGAACGCGAAAGUCUGAAUUUACUCAACACGGCCGUGAGCUUGGCCAAAAGAGCUGUGGAGGAGUAUGCCCGAGAAGAGCGCAUCUCCUCUGACCAGAGACCUCUGGUCGCUGGGUCCUGCGGUCCUUACGGUGCUUACUUGCACAACGCAUCUGAAUAUACUGGCUCCUAUGGGAAAAAUAUGUCCCAACAAGAACUGAUCGACUGGCACAGACCACGCGUUAAGACACUACUGGACGCCGGUGUUGAUCUGUUGGCUCUAGAAACUAUACCCUGUGUCAAAGAAGCAGAAGCCCUUCUGGAGUUACUGAAGGAGUACCCGCACGCUCGUGCGUGGCUCUCAUUUUCAUGUCGAGAUGAUAAAUUUAUAUCGGACGGCAGUGUAUUUCAGGAAGUGGCUACACGCUGUUAUCACACCUUGCCAUCGCAAAUUAUUGCAAUCGGCGUGAACUGCAUCGAUCCGAAGUACGUAACUCCCUUGCUGAAGGGUAUCAAUGUGAACAUGUCGUCGGAGCAAGAUUUCAUUCCUCUGGUGGUGUAUCCCAAUAGAGGCGGCAGCUAUUCAGCAACUGGCGAAUGGACCGCGGUUCCAGAUGAUCAUUCUCUGAAUCUACCUAUAUCAGAAUGGUUGGACCUGGGGAUUCGUUACAUCGGCGGAUGCUGCAAGAUUUUUGCGGAAGACAUUCAGACAAUUAGAUCAGAAGUGAUUCGAUGUCAAGCAAACAUUGUCUUAUAAGCUUCAUUAUCAGUGAUUUCCAAAUGGUUUUUACAUUACGGAUAUUACAUAUAUAUACAUUAGUUAAAAUCAUUGAAGACAGACUACUUAUCUUUACUCAGAUAACAACAUGUCUGUAUUGUUGCUAACGUAUUGUUUGCAGUCAAAGUUGCAGUCAAACAUUACUCAGCAACUCCGCAUUUGUUGGCAAUUGAUGCCUUUACGAUAUGAAAACUUUGGAUAACUACUUGCUGGUAACGAAUGCUGUGGUGAAACAAAACAUCUGAAUUAAAAUUUAUGCGAUUGUCGUUACGUUGUUACAAUAAUUUAUAGGAUCACAAUGCUCUUAUAUUGCUGACAACGUGAAGUAACUUUAAUACUAUUAUCUCGUUAAACUUCUGAAAAUAUAUGUAUGUAUACAAUGUUGCCUUUCAUGUUACUUAAUAUCGAUAUAUUCGAAAUUAUUGAAGAAAUGUAUGGCAAGUUGCUAUCCUUAUGAACAACCACAGAUUUGUGCGAUUUUAUUUAGACAUGCUUGAUUUUUUAUCUGAGUAAUUUUAUUAUUUGGAUAAUUUUAUUUGUUAAAAGUAGUAUAACAUUUUUUCCCUAUUAUUUUUAUUAUUUUCCUUACGGAGAACGCAUACUCUUGAUAACUUUAAAAAAAAAGUAUUUUUUAAUAUUUAUUCUUUUAUAUACAAAGUAGUUUAACUACUGAUAUUACUAUAAAAAUGUUUACCGAGGCAAAAAACACAGUUAUGAAUUUACUUGAAAACUGAUAUUUGUGUAUAAUAUUUCGCUAUUAAGUUAAUAUUUUCUAGUAUGUUCCGAUUAUUAAUUAUACAUGUACAAGUAGAUAACAUAUAAAGUAGGUAACAUAUAGUUUUGUAUAAAAGAAAUUGGGUUUUGUAAAAGAAAUAUUUUUUAAUAAAAAUAUCAUUACAUAUUCCUAUAU